CAGCAUUAGCUUUUUCACACUUCCAUCACACCAUGACGUGCCAAUUCCAACUAUUUAUUUAUUUAUUUAUUUUCGUUCUCCAUAAUUGAUUUGUCUCCAUGCUCCAUCUCUUUCCAUCAUCUUCUUCCUCUCUUGCCGCCUCUUGCUUCUUCACCCAUAACUGUCUCUAGCUCUCCCUCUUUAGUCCCCAAUCCACUUCUUCGAGUUUGAUUAAUCGCGUAGUAAUUUCCCCUCUUCUAUUCGAUCGUUAAUUAUUUUUUCAGGGGCUUGUUUAUAAAUGGGCUGCUCCCACUCGUGUCAGCUGGCCACGCCGCCGCCGGGCUGCGUGCGGGUGAUCCACGCCACCGGACACGUGGUUGAUUUACCGGCGCCGGUGACGGCAGGCGAGCUCACCGGGCGUCCCCCCGCUCACGUUCUCGUCUCCGCUGCCCGCCUAGCCACAUUCGGAUCGGAGCGCCUCCUCCCCGGAGAGCGCCUGGCGGUCGGCGGCGUCUACUUCCUCCUCCCCCACGCGCUCCUCCGCGACGAGUCGUCGAUCGUCGACCUCGCCACGCACAUGGGCCGCCUCCUCGCCGCCGCCGCCAAGCGGGCGGUACCGGUUGUGGACCCGCGUAAAGUACAGCCGCGGGCCCGGGUGUGGAAACCGGUGCUGGAUCAGAUCGAGGAGACAAACCCUUGAGAACGGACGUUGGAGAUAAGACUGGAAGCUGAAACAUAGGGAGAAGAUAGCGAACGGACGGUUGAGAUUGGAGGACUAGAAAAACAUUGCCAUGAAAAGCUUGUAAUGUUCAUUAAUCGAAUGGUAAAUAUGUAAUGCUCAAAUUUUAGUUCAAUGUUACUGCAUAAUAAUUAUUUUCACUAAAA
Molecule: messenger RNA, 864 nt
Organism: Zingiber officinale
Lineage: Eukaryota; Viridiplantae; Streptophyta; Magnoliopsida; Zingiberales; Zingiberaceae
Exons: 2
Coding region: 278-679 (133 amino acids)
Source: RefSeq, a predicted model, not a curated record